Messenger RNA from Limulus polyphemus (Atlantic horseshoe crab), 1804 nucleotides. RefSeq names its product protein Wnt-5b-like. Gene Ontology annotation, molecular function: frizzled binding; cytokine activity. Gene Ontology annotation, cellular component: extracellular region. Bases 36 to 1070 code for a protein of 344 amino acids. Gene Ontology annotation, biological process: cell fate commitment; neuron differentiation; canonical Wnt signaling pathway. Lineage: Eukaryota; Metazoa; Arthropoda; Merostomata; Xiphosura; Limulidae. The record is from RefSeq and is a predicted model, not a curated record. The transcript has 4 exons.
GUUGUAGGAGGAGUUCUGUAUAAUGUGUGGCAUUAAUGGUACCCCACUACAGGAUAUAUUGGAAUCUAGGUCUCCAAGGUAUUGACGUUCUCAGGAACCCCCAAGCGUACCUGUUAGGAACACGGCCCCUUUGCACGCAGCUUGCUGGACUGUCUCGUGGCCAGACCAAGCUAUGCUACCUCUAUAGGGACCACAUCCCACACGUGGGGCGCGGGGCUCAGCUGGGAAUCGCAGAAUGUCAGUGGCAGUUCAGAUAUCGCCGCUGGAACUGUUCCACUGUUGAUGAUUCGAGCGUUUUUGGGCCUGUCUUAAACAUAGGCAGCAGAGAAGCGGCCUUUACUCACGCUAUUUCCGCAGCGGGAGUGGUGCACGUCGUCUCCAGGGCCUGCCGAGACGGGCAGCUGUCGAACUGCGGCUGCAGCCGAGCUGUACGACCGAAGAACCUACACCGCGACUGGAUCUGGGGAGGCUGCGGCGACAACAUUGAGUAUGGUUACCGGUUCACUGAAGGGUUCGUAGACGUGAGAGAGCGGGAAAAUAACUUUGACAGAGGUUCCCGGAAACAAGGGAGAAAACUGAUGAACCUUCACAAUAACGAAGCCGGGAGAAGAGCUGUAAUUCGAAAGACAAAAGUCACGUGCAAGUGUCACGGCGUUUCCGGUUCCUGUUCUCUGGUCACGUGCUGGCAGCAGUUAUCUUCUUUCCGUGAGGUCGGGGACCACCUAAAGGAUAAAUACGACGGUGCCACUGAAGUGAGAAUAAACAGACGGGGAAAACUACAGUUAAAAAAUCCCCAUUUUAACAUUCCCACAGCGGAGGACCUGGUCUACCUGGAGGAGUCCCCUGAUUACUGUGUUAAAAACCACACUACAGGAUCCUUGGGUACUUAUGGCCGCGAGUGUAACCGCACAGCUCCAGGCACAGAUGGCUGUAACCUUAUGUGCUGUGGUAGAGGGUAUAACACCCAUAAGGCAGUGUUGAAAGAAAGGUGCAAAUGUAAAUUUCACUGGUGUUGUUACGUCGAAUGUAAAACGUGCACAAAGGUUGUGGAUCGACACACGUGCAAGUAGAUAAACAUGGCAUAAAGUGUUAUAUUAUUAUAGUAGACUCUUUAAACCUUAAAGUUGGGAUUCAUUUUCAACCAUUACUCUACACAAUGUAUCGUACUGGAUUACUAUAGUGGACUCUUUAAACAUUAAAGUAGGGAUUCACUUUCAACCAUUAGUAUAAACGAUAUAACGUAUUGAAUUAUUAUAGUAGCCUCUAUAAACCUUAAAGUGGGGAUUCACUUUCAACCAUUAGUAUACACGAUAUAACGUAUUGAAUUAUUAUAGUAGACUUUUUAAACCUUAAGUGGGGAUUCACUUUCAACCAUUAGUAUACACGAUAUAAUAUUGGAUUAUUAUAGUAGACUCUAUAAACCUUAAAGUGGGAAUUCACUUUCAACCAUUAGUAUACACGAUAUAAUAUUGGAUUAUUAUAGUAGACUCUUUAAACCUUAAAGUGGGAAUUCACUUUCAACCAUUAGUAUACACGAUAUAAUAUUGGAUUAUUAUAGUAGACUCUUUAAAUCUCAAAGUGGGAAUUCACUUUCAACCAUUAGUAUACACGAUAUAAUAUUGGAUUAUUAUAGUAGACUCUUUAAACCUUAAAGUGGGAAUUCACUUUCAACCAUUAGUAUACACGAUAUAAUAUUGAAUUAUUAUAGUAGACUCUUUAAAUCUCAAAGUGGGAAUUCACUUUCAACCAUUAGUAUACACGAUAUAAUAUUGAAUUAUUAUAGUAGACUCUUUAAACCUUAAAG